Molecule: messenger RNA, 481 nt
Organism: Austrofundulus limnaeus
Lineage: Eukaryota; Metazoa; Chordata; Actinopteri; Cyprinodontiformes; Rivulidae
Product: RING finger and transmembrane domain-containing protein 1
Biological process (GO): positive regulation of ERAD pathway
Cellular component (GO): endoplasmic reticulum
Molecular function (GO): ubiquitin protein ligase activity
Source: RefSeq, a predicted model, not a curated record
CCUGGUCUUCCUCAGUCCGACCAUCGAGCCGCUGGCUUUCUGGGAGACUCUUUGGGCGGUUGGCGUCACCAACCUGAUAAUAAAGUUCCUCUUCAUGGGAGUGAAGUGCCUUAUCCUGCUGGUGCCCUCCUCACUGGUUUCCUGUAGGACCCAGGGUCGGUGGCUGAUGUUGACCGAGGAGCUGGGUCAAGUCCACCAGGCUACAGCACCUGUUCCACUGUGGUUCCGUUACCUGGUUACCUACCAGGAGUCUGAYGGGACCCCUGGCCUCACUCUGGGGGUCCUGCUGGCUCUGCUCUACCUCAUAUUGAAGCUCUUGGGAUUGUACAAGCAGUGGACGGUCUUACUGAGAACUGUCCGGGUUUUUCUAGCAGGCGAGCGUUGUGGCUCUGCAGCAACACGAGCUGAGUGCAUGGAGGCUGGAGACGUGUGUCCCAUCUGUCAGGGGGAGUACAGAGACCCCCGGGUCCUGAUCUGUCAG